Molecule: messenger RNA, 1986 nt
Organism: Argentina anserina (silverweed cinquefoil)
Lineage: Eukaryota; Viridiplantae; Streptophyta; Magnoliopsida; Rosales; Rosaceae
Product: U-box domain-containing protein 30-like
Exons: 1
Coding region: 199-1551 (450 amino acids)
Biological process (GO): protein ubiquitination
Molecular function (GO): ubiquitin protein ligase activity
Source: RefSeq, a predicted model, not a curated record
CAGAAGCUGUGUCCGUGUCACUGUGUGUUCAAUAAGUAGGGUAUUGUUGCUUGGUGAUUGUCAAUAGCAGCUCUUUUUUAUCCCUUUUCACACAUUUCAUGGGGUACCCAGAUAAUGUGCUCUGAAGGGAGCUAGGCAAUUUGAGUUUUGGGGGUUUUGAUAGCUUUGAGGGUUUGGGGUUUUUCAGGAUUUUUGAGAAUGCCUAUGUUUCAGUCCUCAAAGAGAGAUGGGGUUGUUGGGUUUGAUGGGGGUGGAGAUGGGCAUGUUCUAGAUUUGGACACAGCUGUGAAAGACGGGGUUUUGGGUGGUGUUGGUGUUGGUGAGGUUUUGGGAGCUGCUGGUGGUGAGAAGUUGGAUCUGAGGAAGAUGAUUGAGGAGCUUGACUUGUCUGAGGUCCCUUCUGUGUUUAUCUGCCCAAUUUCUCUUGAGCCAAUGCAAGACCCUGUGACCCUUUGCACUGGGCAAACAUAUGAGAAGUCCAACAUUCUCAUGUGGUUCAAUUUCGGGCAUCUCACAUGUCCAACCACAGUGCAGGAGCUUUGGAAUGAUACCAUGACCCCGAAUAGCACCCUUUACCAUCUAAUCUACUCCUGGUUUUCUCAGAAGUAUCGGCUCAUGAAGAAGAAGUCGGAAGAUGUUCAGGGAAGGGCUGCAGAGCUUGUGGAGAUGCUGAAGAAGGUGAAGGGUCAAGCUAGGGUGCAAGCCCUCAAGGAAUUGCAUCAAGAUGUGGCAGCUCAUGCCAAUGCUAGGAAGACAUUGAUUGAGAAAGGUGGGAUUGCUGUAGUUUUGUCUCUGCUAGGUCCAUUUACUUCACAUGUUGUAGGUUCGGUAGCCAUUUCAAUUCUUGUGAAUUUGUCACUUGGUUCGGAGUCCAAAACGAAUUUGAUGCAACCGGCAAAGAUUUCGUUGAUAGUGGACAUUUUGAAUGAGGGGUCAAUUGAGACAAAAAUUAAUUGUACCCUGUUGAUCAAAAUGUUGAUAGACGAGAAGAAUUUUCGAUCAGAAAUUGUUUCAAGCCAUAGCCUCCUGGUUGGAAUAAUGAGGUUGGUUAAAGAUAAGAGACAUACAGUUGGAGUCUUGCCAGGACUGAGUCUCGUAAAAGCAAUAUGCUUGCAUGAGGAAGCGAGGGCCUUGAUAGUGAGCAUUGGAGCUGUAUCACAAUUGGUUGAAAGUUUGUCGUCUCUUGACCACGAAUGUGUAGAAUUAGCCCUUUUCAUUUUAGAUGCAUUGUCGUCUCUACCGGAGGGAGUAUUAGCAUUGAAAGAUUGUUCAAAGACGAUACCAAAUAUGGUCAGGCUUCUGAUGAGAAUUUCAGAGAGUUGUACUCAGUAUGCAUUGUCAAUUUUAUUGUCUAUAUGUAAACUUGCCCCUGAAGAAUGCUCCUCAGUUGCCCUGGAUGCCGGUCUAGCAGGGAAGCUCCUUUUGGUGAUCCAAAGUUGUACUGAUCCUCUUUUGAAGCUGCAGUCCUCAGAGCUAUUGAAGUUGUGUAGUCUAAAUUAUUCUGAUACAAUGUUCAUUUCUAAGUUCAAGCUUUCAAGAACAAUUCAAUGACAGCAAAACUACCAUGGUUUGAAGAGCACCCCACGCCUUUGAUGUUUAAUAUGUGCCUGGCCAUAGCAUGCAGAGGAUUUCAGAAUUCAGAUGAAUCCAAUAUCUGCAAUAAGCCGAUGGGGGUUUGAUGAACUAACCAGCUCCCCUGUAAAUAUUUCAAGGUAAUGUGUUUUUCCAACACUCGACUCAACAUUCAUGAAGAAGAAGACUCAUGAUGUAGACCUCACUCAUCAUGUUAAUUAGUUGUUGGAUUAAAAUAACUUGUUAGGAAGAAAUGUUGCUUCUAAUGUAUGGAGCUUGCUCUUAAAAUUGUAAUUGUUAAGAAAUUGCUUUGCUCCCCUGUUUGUUCUGCACUUCUCCUUUAGGUAGCUCCCAGUUUUCUGUUGGUUUUUUUUCCUUAGUGGGAGUUUUUGUUUUUGACCCACUAACUGUAGA